Messenger RNA from Tarenaya hassleriana, 802 nucleotides. Its product is annotated as PITH domain-containing protein At3g04780. Lineage: Eukaryota; Viridiplantae; Streptophyta; Magnoliopsida; Brassicales; Cleomaceae. The coding region runs from base 96 to 626 and encodes 176 amino acids. The record is from RefSeq and is a predicted model, not a curated record. The transcript is spliced from 8 exons.
AGCACCAUCAUAUUUGGGCUCUCUGUGUAAUCCGUAAUAUUCUUCUUCCUUUCGAUCAUCCCUAGAUUUAAGUUUUUUCAGCCAAAAAGCUCGCAAUGUCCGCUGAAUCAGCAAGCGGGAUUCCGAAAGGCCAGGUUGAUCUGUUGGAUUUUAUUGAUUGGUCUGGCGUUGAAUGCCUCAACCAAAGCUCCAGUCACUCUUUGCCCAAUGCUCUGAAGCAGGGGUACAGAGAAGAUGAUGGAUUGAAUUUGGAGAGUGAUGCUGAUGAGCAACUUCUCAUCUAUAUUCCUUUCAACCAAGUCGUAAAGCUGCACUCUUUUGCCAUUAAAGGCCCUGAAGAGGAAGGUCCGAAGACUGUGAAACUCUUCUCGAACAAGGAGAACAUGGGAUUCAGCAAUGUCAACGACUACCUUCCGAGUGACUUUGCCGAGCUAUCUGAAGAUAACCUCAAGGGAAAGCCGGUUAUCCUUAAAUAUGUCAAGUUUCAGAAUGUUCGGAGCUUGACGAUAUUCAUUGAAGACAACCAGUCAGGUUCGGAGGUCACAAAAGUUCAGAAAAUCGCACUCUACGGGACAACGGUGGAGACGACUGACAUGAAGGGCCUGAAAAAGGUGGAGGAUCAUUAAAAGCUUCUUUCCAUCUAACAAGAGGGAGAGGGAGAGAGAGAGAGAGAGAGAGAGAGAGGCUCUUUUUAUACAUUCAAUCCCUUUGAACCAAUGGAAUGAUCAAAUAUGGGGUUCUCAUUGUGUUGAGGCACUCUUUAUGUUUGUUUCACUGAACGCGUUACAAAAAAAGUUUUUUU